This is a messenger RNA of Lodderomyces pseudojiufengensis, 804 nucleotides long. RefSeq names its product E2 ubiquitin-conjugating protein. Lineage: Eukaryota; Fungi; Ascomycota; Pichiomycetes; Serinales; Debaryomycetaceae. The coding region runs from base 1 to 804 and encodes 267 amino acids. The record is from RefSeq and is a predicted model, not a curated record. The transcript has a single exon.
AUGGCUUCAAGACAAUCACAGAGACGAUUAACCAAAGAAUACAAAGCAAUACAAGCAACUCCACCACCAUUUAUUACAGCAAAACCAAAUGAUGAAAAUAUAUUAGAAUGGCAUUAUAUAAUAACAGGACCAACGAAUACACCAUUUGAAAAUGGUCAAUAUCAUGGAAUAUUAAGAUUUCCUUCAGAAUAUCCUUUUAAACCUCCUUCAAUUACAAUGAUAACUCCGAAUGGUAGAUUUGCAUGUAAUACAAGAUUAUGUUUAUCAAUGUCUGAUUAUCAUCCAGAUACUUGGAAUCCAGCUUGGAGUGUUGCAACAAUUUUAACUGGAUUAUUAAGUUUUAUGACAGGAAAUGAAUCAACAACAGGAUCAAUAAAUACUUCAGAAAAUGUUAAAAAAAAAUUAGCAAAUUCAAGUAAAAAAUGGAAUAUAAAAGAAAAUCCAAGAUUUAUAAAACAAUUUCCAAAUAUUGUAAAUCAAAAUAAAAUUGAUAUAAAACAAAAAGAAAUAGAAGAACAAAAAGCAGAAGAAGAAGCUAAAAAAGCUCAACUUUUAAGUCAGAAUAACAAUAACACCACAGAAAAACCAUUUGAUAUAUCAGAAUUAAAAAAUUUAGAUCCAGAAGAUAGAGCAAGAAUUUUAAUUGAACAUGAAUUAAAUCAACAAAAAUUAUUAAAUCAAAAAAACUCGAAUAAAUCUCAAUUUUUUUUAAAUAAUUUUUUAUCUGGUGGUGGUUUAACUGCUUUAGCUGGUGUUAUUGUUGCUGCUUUUGUUGCUGCUUAUUUUAGUAUAAUAAAGAAAUAA